AUGGCCAUUCCGCUGCAGCAGAGAGGAGAGACAAACGUGGAUGCAGAAGACGAGCUGGAUCACGAUAAAGAAGAACUUGCAGAAACGAAGCCACGUGUCAGAAGAUAUCUCACGAGACACAUGAAAUUAUAUCCGGAAUUAUACAGAAGCGAUGUUUCAAUACACCCAAGUUACACCACUCUUAAGAUUCUGCCUUAUAACGUGGUCUGCCGGCGACGCCUGCAGAGGAUCAGGAAGCAGAUCAGGCGCCAGCUGAACCGCGACAUCAUGCACUUCGCGAUGAUGCGGAUGUUCGCCAUCGAUAGCGUCAAGGUCGACCGCGUGUUCAGCGUCGGGAUGCCACCGAAGACAUUGAUUGUCCCGGAUUUGCUAACCGUGAACGAGAGACGUCACAUCAACGAGCUUCUUCGUCACACGUAA
Messenger RNA from Heterotrigona itama, 420 nucleotides. The record is from the annotation of a GenBank genome assembly. Lineage: Eukaryota; Metazoa; Arthropoda; Insecta; Hymenoptera; Apidae.